GUAUGGGCCCGACGGCAAACCCUGCCUACCUAAACACUUUUUCCCUCAUUUCGCGAAGUUGACACAUGGAUUAGACCAUGUAUCAAAGGGGGGAAUGUUAGAUGCUCUUACAAAACAUUGGUACACUAAGGGAUUUUCAAUCUAUGCACAAAAAUACUGUGAAGCAUGUAUGACAUGGGCCCAACACAACCCAGGUAAGACGACUGCCAAACCACUGGCAGCUCAUCCACCACCGGAACAGGCGUUUGACCAUUUAAUGCUGGACUUCAUCGAACUAACGCCAGCAGAAGGUAAAAAGUAUUGUUUAGUGAUUGUUGAUAUGUGGUCAAAAUGGGUGGAGGCCUUCCCAGCUAAACAUGCUAACAGCCAUGCAGUUACCAAAGCCUUGCUGACAGAAAUAAUUCCCAGAUGGGGGAUUCCAUCUAAAAUCAGCAGUGACAACGGCUCACACUUUGCAAACCAAGCCCUCGAGGAAGUGGGAACGUUUCUGAACAUCAACAUCAGAAAGCACUGCUCUUACCACCCCCAAAGCGGAGGGGCAGUAGAGAGAGAGAAUGGCACUUUGAAAAACAAACUGGCCAAAUGCUGCUCAGAGACUGGUCUCAAGUGGACUCAGGCUCUUCCCAUCGUGCUCUCAUACAUGAGAAUGAGGAGAAGGAUGAGAACAAACCUCAGCCCGUAUGAGAUCCUAUUUGGUAGACCUCCUAUGAUGGGACUCCACCCUGAGACUUGGACUAGGAUUUUACCACCUACGGAAAUGUGCGAAGACGCAAUGCUACAGUACUGUAAGAACUUAUCCUCUGUUCUGUCCCAAAUCUCCAAACAGGUGAAAGCGGCUCUGCCCAAACAGGCGACAGAACCACUGCACAUCAUUCAACCAGGAGACUGGGUGAUCAUUAAGGAGCUUCGCAGGAAGCACUGGAACUCAAAACGGUGGCGAGGCCCCUUCCAAGUCCUUCUGACGACCAACACGGCUGUGAAGAUCGCAGAAAGAGCGACUUGGAUCCACUCCAGCCACUGCAGGAAGGUCCCGGAUCCAACAGACGACCCUCCAUCUACAUCUACACCACACGAGAAAACCACCACUGACGAAAAGAACUGAGAAGGACGACCCUCGCUGUGCUCACACACGCACUGAGGCGAGGCUGCGUUGACCGUUCAGCUAAAGGUGUGAGCCAAGCGCCGCCUGAAGCUGCACCGGUGAAUCACACUAUCAGACCAUACAUCUACACACACGUUCCUGAGAAAACACACACACGAGCUGCCUUGAGUUGCCGACGCUGGACGACGUGUAGACUCUUCACAUCAUGGGAGUGACAGUGACUCAGACGACAUUGGGAGGAAACCUGGCGGUGAUAACGAACCCCAAGUGUCUCUGUGAUCAGCUGAUCACAACCUGAAGGACUCCAACGAACUGUCAAUGCUUCAACACACAGGUUGG
This is a messenger RNA of Betta splendens (Siamese fighting fish), 1441 nucleotides long. RefSeq lists its product as uncharacterized. Gene Ontology annotation, molecular function: nucleic acid binding. The record is from RefSeq and is a predicted model, not a curated record. The transcript has a single exon. Lineage: Eukaryota; Metazoa; Chordata; Actinopteri; Anabantiformes; Osphronemidae. Gene Ontology annotation, biological process: DNA integration. Bases 95 to 1102 code for a protein of 335 amino acids.